AUGUUAACGGUUGUCAGUGUUUACGAAGCCACAUCAAAGGGUAACACGUGUCGUCAACGGCUAUUUGCUGGUGUUUCAGCCGGUACGUAUUGCCAGGACGAUCAUCCGAGCUUGACACUGAACAGCGAUGAUAUAUCUGCGUAUACCGCCAUGAAACGAGAAAAUCCACCAGUUGAUAUGCACGGUUAUGCAGCUGAUGAUUAUUCAUUGGAUGAUAAAUCACUUGUGAAAGCCACUUCAAUGGCUUUUGAAUGUUCUUCAAGCCCAAGUCGUCUAUGCAGCGAUGAUCCAAUGCUGGCUCAGUUCGAUGCUGAUCAACUGAAAAUAGAUGAAAAUUUCGAUCUCACUGAAUAUUUGAGAGAUGACGAAGAGGAUUUUGAUGAUAAAUCAAUAUGCAACGCAAUAGGUCCAAAAUUUGCACAGAAGCCACUCUCUCCAUCGCCGAUAGUUGCCUCUACAGCGAAUGGUUUUCGUGCUGACCCAGAUUCACUAUUAUAUAACGAAAGUGGGGAACAAGCGGAAGAUAUGCAUGAGCAUGUGGAUUGCACGGCAGUGGAUGACCACGAUCCGAUGCCGUCAACCACAAAGCAGUCGUCGUUACAUUCAACAAUUAAUAAUUCGAACAAAAUAUCAAAACGCGGUCGCCCAAUGAAGAUAACGAGUCGUUCAAAGCAAGCUAUGUACGCACGCGAGUAUCGCUUGAAACACAAGCAACUGCUGAGUACUUACGAAAGACGAAUGAAAGAACAGGACGAAGAAAUUGCGACUUUAAGAAAGCAAAAUCAGCAAAUGAUGGAAUCUCUUAAUAAGCAAAUUAGUUUGAGAAAUACACUGGCCAAGCAACUUCGCCAUUAUUCAUCCAUUAAUUCCCAGCAGAGUGGUCACUUACAAGUGACUCUCGCUGAUAUUUUUUCGAAUCCAUCAACCCAACAACUUCUCAAGAACACGAAGACAAAAGGUUGUUGUGUCUAUAUGAACGACGAUAGUUUUACGGUACUGUCAUGUGAGGCAUGUAAUGCUUAUUUUGGUAGCGUCAUUCAAGGUCCUUCGAAAAACGCGAAGUUUAUAUCGUCUAAUGAUAAUCCGAAUGGGUUCGAUACUCCAGUCAAUUAG
Anisakis simplex (herring worm) is the source of this 1113-nucleotide messenger RNA. The record is from the annotation of a GenBank genome assembly. NCBI's taxonomy places the organism in Eukaryota, Metazoa, Nematoda, Chromadorea, Rhabditida, Anisakidae.